UAAAUUUCUCCGAGGGGAAACAACAUUAACCCAACAAUUUCGACACAAACUUUUCCAACUCUCUGGCGGGUUUCUCUUCUGUUAAUGGCCGGUGAAACACAAUUCAUUCAGAGUGUGUGUGCCGUUGUAAUAAAAGGCCAAUGGAGCAACCUUUUCAAUCCCAAGGUUGGAGUUUGUCUCUCUUCAACGACCAUUCACCAGGUGCUUCAGCAACUUUCUCUCCAUGGCUAUGGCCCUUCACCUUCUUGGGCUUUCUUCAACUGGCUAGAGUUAGGGACCAAUUUUAAUUACAAGCACUCCUUGCAGUGCACAUGGACCAUGAUUCAUAUCCUCACUAAAUACAGACAUUUCAGACCUGCCCAACAACUGCUCGCGAGAAUUUCCCACAGAGAUUUCAUUUCUUCGCCGUCGGUUUUGAAUGCUUUGGUCACGACCCAUAAUGACCGGGAUGUGAAUUCUCAUGUUUUGAGUUGGCUUGUGAUAUUCUACGCCAAUUCGAAGAUGACCCAAGACGCAAUUCAGGUUUUCGACCACAUGAGAGUACGUGGACUUAAGCCACAUUUGCAUGCUUGUACUGUGCUUCUCAAUUCUUUGGUGAAGGAUAGGUUGACUGAUAUGGUAUGGAAGGUGUACAAGAAGAUGAUUCGAGUUGGCGUAGUGCCGAAUAUUCACGUGUAUAAUGUGUUGAUUCAUGCUUGUUGCAAUUCUGGGGACGUUGAGAAGGCGGAGAGUUUAGUGAGUGAGAUGGAGUUGAAGUGUGUUUUUCCUGAUCUUGUUACGUAUAACACACUGAUAUCGUUGUACUGCAAAAGAAGUAUGCACUACGAGGCUUUGUCUGUUCAACAUAGAAUGGAAAGUGCGGGAGUUAGUCCUGACAUUGUGACUUAUAAUUCGCUUAUUUAUGGAUUUUGUAGAGAAGGUAGGACGAGAGAAGCUGUGAAGCUUUUCAGGGAAAUCAAAGGUGCUAAUCCGAAUCAUGUAACGUACACCACGUUGAUAGACGGGUAUUGUAGAGUGAAUGACCUUGAAGAAAGUUUGAGAUUACUUGAGGUGAUGAAGGCCAAGGGGUUGUACCCUGGGGUUGUUGCUUAUAACUCGAUUCUCCGCAUGUUGUGCAAAGAAGGAAGGAUAAGAGAAGGAAAUAAGCUUUUGGUUGAGAUGAAUGAGAGGAAAGUUGAGCCUGACAAUAUAACAUGUAAUACCUUGAUAAAUGCCUAUUGCAAGAUUGGAGAUAUGAGGUCUGCAUUGAGGGUGAAGGAUAGGAUGCUAGAAGCUGGAUUAAAGCUCGAUAGCUUCACGUACAAGGCGUUGAUUCACGGAUUCUGCAAAGCGCAGGAUAUGGAAAAUGCUAAAGAACUUUUGUUUUCUAUGCUUGAUGCCGGAUUCUCUCCUAGUUAUUGUACCUAUUCAUGGAUUGUGGAUGGUUUCUGCAACCAACAGAAUGAAGAUUCAAUUACAAGACUCCCAGAUGAAUUCGUGAAAAGAGGUCUUUGCGUCGAUUUGUCGCUCUACCGAGCAUUAAUAAGGAGGUUUUGUAAAAGGGAAAGACUUGAUAGUGCUGAAAGGGUAUUCACUUUUAUGCAAGGGAAGAAUUUAUCAGGAGACUGCAUCGUAUACGCCAGUCUCGCUUACGCCUACAUGAAGGCAGGGAAGUUAGGAGAUGCCGAGGCGAUGUUGGAUGAAAUGUAUAAGAGGAGGUUGAUGAUAACACGCAAGAUUUAUAGAAGCUUCAAUGAUUCUUAUGCUACUGAUGAUAACAUCAUGCGCAUGUUUUGGGACCAUAUGGUUGAAAGACGUUUAAUGUCAAGAAGUCUUCUCAAGGAAAUGCAGAACUCAUAGGGAAUAAACAUGUUAGGUGUUGCAAAAUCAGUGUUUCCUAUGCCCUAAGAGUCACCCAAGAAAAAAAAAAAAUUUACCAAAGUCUGCUUUCACGUGUUGAAGGUUUCACAUGCUUAUGGGUGUGGAUACUCUAAAUCAUUAAGCAUAUGAAAGCAUCUUCUUAAGACCUUUAUGGAAGAGUGAUUGAGGUUUAAUUGCUAAA
This is a messenger RNA of Morus notabilis, 2041 nucleotides long. RefSeq names its product pentatricopeptide repeat-containing protein At5g38730. NCBI's taxonomy places the organism in Eukaryota, Viridiplantae, Streptophyta, Magnoliopsida, Rosales, Moraceae. Gene Ontology annotation, molecular function: protein binding. Bases 85 to 1839 code for a protein of 584 amino acids. The transcript has a single exon. The record is from RefSeq and is a predicted model, not a curated record.